CAACGAUACAAAGACCGUCACAUCCAAGUAACCGUAUGACCAAACGUUCACACUCUCCACCACCAAUGCUCAGAGCCACCUACACCGCACCAACCAUCCCCUCCCCCAUUGCCUUCGAAAACGACGCUUCCGUCCCAAAAGCCGAUGACCAUGUCGAUACUCCCGACAUCGAAGCACAAAAGGCGUCGUUGAAGAGGCUUUUUGAGGCGAUUCCGAAGAUGCAGGAUCGGUUGAAUGAGUAUUUGACGGAGCGGAUGAGGAUCGAUAAGGGAGAGACGAAUGGGGGUGCUGUGGAGGACGAGGAGGAGGAGGAGGAUGAUGAGGAGGAGGUCGUGAUGUUGUGAGGGAUGCAGAGUUACCAGUGAGAGAAAGAAAUACUCGGAAGGCCGGUGCCGGAGAAUGAAUGAGCAUGAAGGACCGGCAUUAUCGCAAUCUGCAUGACGACGUCGUCCACGCGUCAGGCUGAACCGUCGGAGUGUAGACAACGCAUGAAACGACAUUGCGGAGGGUGUGGACUUCGACAAGAC
Saitoella complicata NRRL Y-17804 is the source of this 527-nucleotide messenger RNA. RefSeq lists its product as uncharacterized. NCBI's taxonomy places the organism in Eukaryota, Fungi, Ascomycota, Saitoellomycetes, Saitoellales, Saitoellaceae. The record is from RefSeq and is a predicted model, not a curated record. The coding region runs from base 36 to 344 and encodes 102 amino acids. The transcript has a single exon.